Messenger RNA from Culex quinquefasciatus (southern house mosquito), 1137 nucleotides. RefSeq lists its product as uncharacterized. The record is from RefSeq and is a predicted model, not a curated record. Bases 1 to 1137 code for a protein of 378 amino acids. Lineage: Eukaryota; Metazoa; Arthropoda; Insecta; Diptera; Culicidae. The transcript has 2 exons.
AUGGUGCCAGCUGUACCGGUCGACAUCAACGAGUGGCUGAUUCCCGUCGGCAUCCAUCUGGCCGACACAGAAUUCAACAAGCCGGACCGCAUCGACAUGCUUUUGGGAGUAACCAUGUAUUUUUUCCGGUUGCUAAAAACGGGACAUCUACCGGAACUGCGCGAGACUCACCUCGGUUGGGUCAUCGUCGGAGAUGUUGGAGACACAGCACCAAGCCCGCAGUACACACACACUGCCACACUCGACGACAUCAACGAGGCGAUCCAGAGAUUCUGCCUCGCUCUUCGGCGCUUCCUGUCGCUGGAGCGGCGACUCGCCCGGGACCCUGACUUGAAGCUGCAAUACGGUGAGUUCAUUAGGGAAUAUGAGGAACUGGGGCACUGCAAGUCGGCUGACGAGGCCGACGAUUUACCAAACACGAGCCGCUACUACAUGCCCCAUCACGCGAUCCUACACCCCUCGAGCUCCACGAUCAAGUUGCGUGUCGUAUUUGACGCGUCUGCAAAGAUGUCUCCCACGAGCGUGUCCCUGAACGAAGCCCUUCAGGUCGGAGGCACUGUCCAGAGCGAUCUGUUCUCCAUCCUCCUUGCCUUCCGGAAGCACCCCGUCGCCUUCACUGCAGACCUCUCGAAAAUGUACCGCAAGAUUCGAGUGGCCCUGUCUGACACCCGCUUCCAGCGAAUCUUCUGGCGGGCCGAUCCGUCUGAGUUCAUCCGGGUCCUGGAACUCACUACGGUGACUUACGGUACGACGUCCGCUCCCUUUCUUGCGCGAUGUCUGGUCCAGCUCUGCGACGAUGAAGGUGAACAUUUUCCGCGAGCUGCCAAAAUCGUGCGCGAGGCCUGCUACGUUGAUGACAUCCUCUCUGGUGCGAGCUCUCCCGAUGAAGCAAUUGAUUGUCUGACGCAACUGCAAGGCAUGCUCGGUCGCGGUGGAUUUCCCAUCCACAAGUGGACAUCCAAUGAGCCAGUUGUGAUGGAACGCAUACCUGAGUGUGAUCGCGAGAAGCUGAUCGACCUGGACGGAUUGGUCGGCGGUGUGGUCAAGGCCCUGGGGCUCUAUUGGAGUCCAGGAGACGACGAGUUCCGUUUCACUGUUACGUUCGCAGUCUGCUCCCAAACGGCAAGUGCAAUAUGA